Molecule: messenger RNA, 2478 nt
Organism: Zootoca vivipara (common lizard)
Lineage: Eukaryota; Metazoa; Chordata; Lepidosauria; Squamata; Lacertidae
Gene: CA10
Product: carbonic anhydrase 10 (inactive)
Biological process (GO): one-carbon metabolic process
Molecular function (GO): carbonate dehydratase activity; zinc ion binding
Source: RefSeq, a predicted model, not a curated record
GCUGCGCAUUGAGCUGGCGGAGCGUCGGAGGCUGGCUCGGGCGCUUUGGAGCCCGGAGCGCGCGAUUCCCUGGACUCGGAGGGGAAAGGCAGCGAGAAUCCCCAUGAGAAAAUCGCCGUGAAAGUGUGGUUUCAUUUUAGUUUUGUACCCAAAGCGAAGGGGCUGUCUGGCAGCCGCUGGAUCUUCGCUUUUUUUCCCGUAUGUGUGGAGGGGGCACUGCAGGAAAACUGAAAGAGGAAUGAUGCCCGCGUCCCAUGUGAGGUGAAGGGGAAACGGGAGCUUUGGGGAGGGUGAGAGAGCUGGAGAGGAAGGCGCCGGGAUGGUGUGAUUGCCGUGGCGAUGCCCCAGUGAGGCGUGCAGAGUUCGGGGACAACUUGGCAGUUCGGGUCCCCUGGAAUUGAGAGAGACUUUCCGGAGCGGGGAGCAGCGGUCGGGCUUCUUUUUUCGUCUAUGUCUUGUUGGGAGAUCUGGUGGAUUUUUCUCGCUCUCCUGGAGGAAGAAGAAGAAGCAGCAGCAGCUGGUGCCGGAGGUUGGGUCCUUGGUCUUUGCUGGAGGGCGAAGGAAGAGAAGGGAUCUCGCUUGAGCUGUGUGGAGGGAGAGCUCGGACAUGUGUCAGCACAUCUGGGGAAUACAGGCUGCGAGUCCGAAAGGGGGUUUUCUGGGUCCGUUCAAACUGCGAUAUUGAUCCUUGUUUUUCUUCGCCGAGGGAUGCACUUGGCAUGAGAAUCGGAGGAUGGAAAUUGUUUGGGAGGUGCUCUUUCUUCUGCAAGCCAAUUUCAUCAUCUGCAUUUCAGCUCAGCAAAAUUCACCAAAAAUCCAUGAAGGCUGGUGGGCUUAUAAAGAGGUGGUCCAGGGAAGUUUUGUUCCAGUUCCUUCAUUUUGGGGCUUGGUGAAUUCCGCCUGGAAUCUUUGUUCUGUUGGGAAAAGGCAGUCACCCGUCAACAUAGAAACCAGCCAUAUGAUCUUCGACCCCUUCCUCACCCCUCUUCGCAUAAACACAGGGGGCAGAAAGGUCAGUGGGACAAUGUAUAACACAGGGAGGCAUGUUUCUCUACGACUGGACAAAGAACAUUUGGUCAACAUCUCUGGAGGACCCAUGACAUACAGCCACCGAUUGGAAGAGAUCCGGUUACACUUUGGAAGCGAAGACAGUCAGGGAUCAGAACACCUCCUGAAUGGACAAGCUUUCUCUGGAGAGGUUCAACUAAUCCACUAUAACCAUGAGUUGUACACAAAUGUUACAGAAGCUGCAAAAAGUCCCAAUGGCUUGGUGGUAGUUUCUAUAUUUAUGAAAGUGUCUGAAUCAUCAAAUCCAUUUCUAAACCGUAUGCUUAACAGAGACACCAUCACCAGAAUAACGUAUAAAAAUGAUGCAUACUUACUGCAGGGACUUAAUAUCGAACAACUUUACCCCGAAACCUCUAGUUUCAUUACAUAUGAUGGGUCGAUGACAAUUCCACCCUGCUACGAAACAGCAAGUUGGAUACUAAUGAACAAGCCUGUCUACAUUACAAGGAUGCAGAUGCAUUCAUUACGACUGCUAAGCCAGAAUCAGCCUUCACAGAUUUUUCUGAGUAUGAGCGACAACUUCAGACCAGUCCAGCCUCUCAACAAUCGAUGUAUCCGAACGAACAUCAACUUUAGUUUACAGGGGAAAGAUUGCCCAAACAAUAGAGCACAGAAACUACAGUAUAGAGUAAACGAAUGGCUCCUCAAGUGAUCCAGACAGAAGCAGGAAGAACUCCUAACCUCAGUUGAAUGCUACUACUGUGAAUUGACAUAAUACAGAAUGCCCCAGCCUCAUUCAGUCUUUGUACUUCAUAGAUGGCGUGCACACACACACGUGCUGCAACGAAAAGAGGGAAAAAGAGAGAGAAAAUAAAUGGAUGCCAAGUUGGGAAUUCAGCUAGAUGAAAUUUGUUCAUAGAUGAUCGGUCCUAACAAAAGCAAAAAGACAAUGAUCUUACCGAUAACAUGAUUACAAUUUUGAUACUGUUUUCCUGAUACUAUAGCUCACCAAGGAAAGACUUUUCAGACUUUGUACAUAUGUACCUCUGUUCCCCUCCUCCCCCUCAUCAUUCCCCCCAUUAAAAAGAAAAAAAAUACCAUACAUGGUGGUUCACUACGGCAUCCAAGUGGGUUUGUAUUCUGUGUGCCAAGUAAUCCUUGGGAAGCUCUCAUAAUAUCACUCUCAUUACUGGUUACUGGCAAAGCAGAACUAGAAGAUUGUUAAGGGAAACUUGUUUCUGGGUCAUGAUCCUUCUGUUUAUUUAAUAAUGGACAGAUACCGGGAUAAGUAUUGUAAAUAGAUCACUGAAGAAUAUAAAGGAAAUUGAAAUAUUUUCCCCUCAUCACAUAUCUGUAGUAGGAACUGCCAAGACUGGGAUUAAUCCAUUUUUUUCUGUUCCUUGUUUUACAAAGGUCAUACGUUGUGUUUGGUUACUGUUAACAAUUCAAUAAAUGUGUUUAACAAAUUAA